AUGAGAAAUAACUUCUCUCCUGAAGAAGCAUUGACUAUGAAAAUAUUCCAUAGUGGAAUUGUUGCAUUUGAAGAUUCAAAAGAUUCCAAGGUAUUUCAAAUUACUUUGGGUGGAGCAUUAUCCUUCAUUGAUUGUAUGGAUCCAAAUUCAACACAAUUAAUGGAAAUUACUAAAAUGCAAAUGAAACAUUUCUUGACAGAUGGAAAGUUACCACUUGGUGAUUCACAAUUCAUUCAAAAUCAAGAACUUGAAAAGAAACAAUUAGAAAAAUUGAAGGAAAUGAAAAUGGGUGGAUGUGUAUUGAAAUGCGUUUUGGAAUCACAGAAUUAUGUACUUGCAGUUGGAUUGAAAUACAAUGCCAAUACCAUUUUCAAUCGAGUUGGAAAGGAAGAUUCAGCAAGUUUACUCAUCAAAUUGGAACAUGAUUUUUAUUAUUAA
This is a messenger RNA of Naegleria lovaniensis, 438 nucleotides long. RefSeq lists its product as uncharacterized. The transcript has a single exon. The record is from RefSeq and is a predicted model, not a curated record. Lineage: Eukaryota; Heterolobosea; Eutetramitea; Acrasida; Naegleriidae. The coding region runs from base 1 to 438 and encodes 145 amino acids.